Messenger RNA from Phyllostomus discolor (pale spear-nosed bat), 1472 nucleotides. It is a transcript of the gene PSMA8, whose product is annotated as proteasome 20S subunit alpha 8. Bases 509 to 1261 code for a protein of 250 amino acids. The transcript has 7 exons. Gene Ontology annotation, cellular component: proteasome core complex, alpha-subunit complex; proteasome core complex; nucleus. NCBI's taxonomy places the organism in Eukaryota, Metazoa, Chordata, Mammalia, Chiroptera, Phyllostomidae. Gene Ontology annotation, biological process: ubiquitin-dependent protein catabolic process. The record is from RefSeq and is a predicted model, not a curated record.
UGCAAAACAGAACACUAUUUUGAAAAUGUCUUUCCAUUAUGUUGAAACGAUAGAAGCUAACGAGAGGGAAGAAAAUGUUGAAUUUAAAGCCAAAGGAAUUUAGCUUACCACAGGUUUGCGAAAACAAAAAUAUCUGCUCUUUGAAGUUCUCAUUGUUAAACCCUAAUCUUUGAUAUCAUUUUUAUAACCACAGUGAUGUGACACCACCCCUGGGGUAACACUAGUGGAAAAAUUGGAACAUACCCGCCAGGCACUAAGAGCAGCGGAGUAAUUCUGCCAACCUGUAAAAGCAGCCUUGCUCAGGUAGGUGAGCACGAGGACUCUGUCUCGACUGGCGCGGCGGGCUUGAUGACGUAGGCACACCUGGUGGAAAAGCGCCUGCGGGCACUUCCGGGCGGCAUCUUGAGGAGCCUGAUCAAGCACUUCCGGGUAGCACGUGGCGGCAGGAGUGACUCCACACUCGGCCUCUGCUGUUGUGGAGUCCGACACACAGUGAAAAUCACUGCAGAUGGCGUCGCGGUACGACCGGGCAAUUACUGUUUUCUCUCCCGACGGACACCUCUUCCAAGUGGAAUAUGCCCAGGAAGCAGUGAAGAAAGGGUCCACCGCGGUUGGAAUUCGUGGUACCAAUAUAGUUGUACUUGGGGUGGAAAAAAAAUCUGUUGCCAAGCUUCAAGACGAAAGAACUGUGAGGAAGAUUUGUGCCCUUGACGACCACGUCUGCAUGGCUUUUGCAGGACUGACUGCUGAUGCUAGAGUAGUGAUAAACAGAGCCCGCGUGGAGUGCCAGAGCCAUAAGCUUACAGUUGAGGACCCAGUCACUGUAGAAUAUAUAACUCGCUUCAUAGCAACCUUAAAACAGAAAUAUACUCAGAGCAAUGGACGAAGACCUUUUGGUAUUUCUGCCUUAAUUGUAGGUUUUGAUGAUGAUGGUAUCCCAAGAUUAUAUCAGACCGACCCCUCUGGUACUUAUCAUGCUUGGAAGGCAAAUGCAAUAGGCCGAAGUGCUAAAACUGUCCGAGAAUUUCUAGAAAAGAAUUACACAGAAGAUGCUAUAGCAAAUGACAAUGAAGCUAUCAAAUUAGCAAUAAGAGCUUUAUUAGAAGUUGUCCAGUCUGGUGGCAAAAACAUUGAACUUGCUAUAAUAAGAAGAAAUCAACCAUUGAAAAUGUUCAGUGCCAAAGAAAUUGAAUUACAGGUCACUGCAAUAGAAAAGGAAAAGGAAGAAGCAGAGAAGAAAAAAUCAAAGAAGACUGUCUAACUUUUAGUGUGAAGACUGGGAGCUUUUAAUGUUUUGUUGUACUUCUUGGAAUUAUUAAGUGAAGUUUUAAAGGAAAUAAGUUGAUUUAUGUCAUUACAUUAAUAGUUAAUGUGCUGUUUUGAGGAUGCCAGAUUUGUGGCUCUCUUUAGUUUAUUACACGGACAGACAUAAUUAGUAUAAAGAUUUUCUUUGAAAAGAUUUAGUAAUUGUU